GGAGUGUGAAUGGAUUUGUCACAUGCCCAGUUUGUCAGCACCUUAACUGUGAGAAGAUAUGUGGCACUAAUGGGUACGGUACACUGGCAGAUUCAUCUAUCAUUGGGAGAUAAUCCAAGCUGACUUGGCCAAGGUUUGCUGUGAACACUUAAUGGACAAUGUCAACUGGCCUUACAGAAGAACAGAAAAGGAAGAUUGAGGAGAACAAGCAAAAGGCUUUGGCAAGGAGGGCAGAACGUCUGGCUGCUCAGCAGGGUGGCGUUGCUAAGAAGCAGCCUGAGCUGCAGAGUUUUCAUAGAUGUGAAGGAAACCUACAGCAGCCUUUGAAGAAGGAAAACCAUCACACAAGCCUCAGCAGCCAUCACCUCCAGCUCUCCGGCAACCAUGUUAGGCAGAGGAAUCCUCAAAUGUCACAUAAUCAUUGUACAUCAAACCAACAGGCCACCAUCUUACAUAGUGCCUGUGAGAUGGAUAGUUCAGGCAUAGGCAGAGAGUUGGGUAGCAUGAAACAGCCUUCACAAGUGGUACAAAACUCUCACUCCCUCUUGCAUUCAUCUGAUCUGAGUGCACAGAAACAAGGUCAGCCAGCCCAAUGUAAUUCUAAUCCUCUGCUGUCUAAAUUUUGCCCAGCAGUCCAAGAUCAGUCUAGACAAGAUGUUGAUUGGAACCUUCACAAUAUUAAAACCUUACAAACUGAAAACAAAUCUACCAGUGGCCAUGAUGGCAGUAAAUAUAUGCCACUGCAGGCCACCAGCAGCACUGCUUUGAAUGAUUGCAAAAUGCUAGCGAUUACUAGAAAUCUAACCUCUGAACUCUGCACCAAAAAAGAAGGUAGUAACACAUUGCAUUUUUAUGGUACAAAAAACGCUUCCAUUCCUACAAAAGUAGGAAAAGAACCAAAACUACUUGUUUCUGGAGGCAACCUAACUGACACUCCUAUACAGAGAAAAAAAUACAGUGUUCUCAGUGGGGCAUGCGUGAAGCACACCGAAGACCGAUUCCGGGUUGAGAUAGGAUACAAUGCGAAACUCAUUGAAAUGUUCCGAAGUUUACCAAGUAAAAAUUAUGAUCCUGUAACAAAGAUGUGGAAUUUCAGCCUUGAAGACUACAGCCAUCUCAUGGAAGAAGUAGAGCAACUUCCCUCUGUAACUUUGACACCCCUGGCAGAAAUGGAGACAACUACUGGGGCUACUAAAUCAUCUUCUGUUGGUAGAAGGUCUUCCUUGAGGUCCCUGUUGCAGACAUGCAUUGGCUGGCAGAAACCAUCAGCAACCGUCAGAGGAAAAUGUGUACUGAUCUCAUACAGUCGAUUUGAAGUAGAUAUUGGCUAUCAUGUCAACAUCAUAGCAGUAUUCAAGCAAUUGAAUUCUAGGAAUUAUGAUAUGAAGACCAGAAAAUGGAAUUUCCUGCUGGAGGACUACAUAGAGCUAAUUGAAAUGGUAAAGAACCUUCCAGAAGUGGAGCUUGAGCCCCUGCCCAAGUCAGUAGUACAGAUCUUUGCCUCUCAGUGUGAGAAGUCUGUCUCAAAACCUGCUGAUAUCCCUGAAGCAGACCUUUCAGAAGUAGAUUCUAAAGUUGUGACUAGUCUCAUGCCAUUUCAAAGAGAAGGUGUGAAUUUUGCCAUCUCCAGAGACGGGCGUUUGCUUCUUGCUGAUGACAUGGGCUUAGGGAAAACAAUCCAGGCAAUCUGCAUUGCUGCAUAUUACCGAAAAGAGUGGCCUCUGUUGGUAAUAACACCUUCUUCAGUGAGAUAUACAUGGGCAGAGGCUUUCCACAGGUGGCUUCCUUCCUUGAGCGCAGAUACUGUCAGUGUCAUAGCAACGGGCAAGGACUGCCUGAUGGCAAGAUUGAUAAACAUUGUCAGUUUUGACCUUCUCAGCAAGAUGGAGAAGCAGCUCAAAACCACCUUCCAAGUUGUGAUUGUUGAUGAAUCACAUUUUCUUAAGAAUGGGAAAACUGCGAGAUGCCGGGCUGCAAUGCCUCUCUUAAAAGCUGCCAAACGAGUGAUCUUGCUAUCAGGAACUCCUGCCAUGUCACGCCCGGCUGAGCUGUAUACACAGAUGGCAGCUGUCAGGCCAUCCUUCUUCUCUCAAUUCCAUGCCUUUGGGCUCCGCUACUGUGAUGCUAAGCAGCGGCCUUGGGGAUGGGAUUAUUCUGGAUCAUCCAAUCUUGGAGAGCUGAAACUUCUUCUGGAAGAGUCUAUCAUGAUCCGCCGACUGAAAUCCAAUGUACUUUCCCAACUCCCUGCAAAGCAGCGCAAAGUGGUUGUGGUGGCUCCUGAAGGCAUUAAUGCAAGAACAAAGGCUGAGCUGGCAGCAGCUGCAAAGGAAAUGGCAAAGGGUCACAAAAAUAAACAAGAAGAGAAAGAAGCUCUUAUUCUCUUUUACAACAGGACUGCACAAGCCAAAAUCCACUGUAUCAUAGAAUAUAUCCUAGACUUACUGGAAAGUGGAAGAGAGAAAUUUUUGGUAUUUGCUCACCACAAACUGGUUUUGGAUGCUGUCACUGAGGAGCUGGAGAAAAAGCACAUUGGGUACAUUCGUGUUGAUGGUUCCACACCCUCAGCUGAGCGUCAGUCUCUCUGCCAGGAUUUUCAGUUCUCUGAGAAGCUUUCUGUGGCUGUUCUCUCCUUAACAGCUGCUAACAUGGGGCUUACUCUCUCAUCUGCUGAUUUGGUUGUGUUUGCAGAAUUAUUCUGGAAUCCUGGGGUUUUGAUUCAAGCAGAAGAUCGGGCACACCGAAUUGGGCAAACGAGUUCUGUGAGCAUCCACUAUUUAGUAGCAAAAGGCACAGCUGAUGAUUAUUUAUGGCCCAUGAUUCAAGAAAAGAUCAAAGUUCUAGGUGAAGCUGGACUUUCUGAAGCCAAGUUCUCUGAAACAUCUGAAGCCAAAGAUUACUACUUCUACAAGGACCCAAAGCAGCAGACUAUCAUAAACCUUUUCCAGAGAACUUUCUCAAGUGAUGCAGAUGAUUUUGAUGAAGCCCUGCUUGUGGAAGCAGUGGAUGCAUGUGAAGUUGCUGGACAGCAAGUGGCAUCAAGUGAAACAGAAAGAAACUUCUUUCCAGCAAGCCCAUGCAAGAAACGGCGUAUUGAUGACUUUUUUUGCAGGCAGUAAUGUCACAGAAAAUUAUGCUUACUUUUUAUUUUGUAAGAUAGUAUUUAAUGGGAACGAAUCAGUGAAUAUUUGGGUCAAAUAAAACUAGUAUCAUUUUUUGGCAUGGA
Sceloporus undulatus (fence lizard) is the source of this 3223-nucleotide messenger RNA. It is a transcript of the gene SMARCAL1, whose product is annotated as SWI/SNF related, matrix associated, actin dependent regulator of chromatin, subfamily a like 1. Gene Ontology annotation, cellular component: nuclear replication fork. The record is from RefSeq and is a predicted model, not a curated record. Gene Ontology annotation, molecular function: ATP binding; ATP-dependent chromatin remodeler activity. The transcript has 17 exons. Lineage: Eukaryota; Metazoa; Chordata; Lepidosauria; Squamata; Phrynosomatidae. Gene Ontology annotation, biological process: DNA repair; replication fork processing. The coding region runs from base 159 to 3116 and encodes 985 amino acids.